CACCAGUGGCGAAAGAUGACAGUCAUUGGUGAUGACGGCUCAGAAAGGAAGAAAACACAGAAAAGGAAAGAACUUUUCUGAUCAUUUUCCUCGCAAAAUUCUCCUUUUUAUAUUUCUCCUUCUUUCUUCUACUUGCAGAACAAGAAAACCAAGUUAGUGUUUUUCUGUUUUGGCUUCGAUCCCAUGCUCUCUCUCCCACCGUAGCGGCGGGGGUUUCCACCGUCAAAUGUCUCUACUCCAAUCUCCCACCGUUAAUUGCCCCUCCCAACGCUCCUCCACAACCGUCACGGCCGUAGUCAACGGGCACGAUCACCGUGUGCCAUCCAAGCGCAAAUUGGACGACUACGCACCGAGUUUCGACGACGACGAUGACUUGCAUUUCUCGGACGUAGUCUCUGUCAGGAUGCGGAAAGACGAUUCCCUCGCCGUGGAUUCUUCUUUCACCGGCAAGAAUCAAUCAUCGUCGUCCUCUUCUUCAAGCCACUUCGAUACUCGCGUUUCCGACUCGAAAUCAGCUCACUGCUCAUGCUCCUCUCCUCCUGCCAUCUGUCGGUCGGCGUCCAGGCUUCAAUUUUUCAUAAGAAUGAUUUCUGAUGGCAACCACAUUGUUAUACAUGCCAAUUCGGAUGAUACGGUGAAAUCGCUUCACGAGCGGAUUCAGGCAAUCACGGGAAUUCCGGUUAUCGAGCAGAGGCUAAUUUAUAGGGGGAAACAACUCCAGUGGGAGCAGUCACUGGCGGAGUGUUCAAUUCAGAACGACGCCGGGCUUCAUCUGGUGGGGCGGAUGCGAAGUACCAAGCAUCCGCAGACUUGUCAGGUAAUAGAUGACAUUGUAUCCUUUAUUUCUCGGCUUUGUAAAACAGAAUUGCCUUGCCAUCUUUACGCAUCAAAACAUAUCAAAAGUUUGAUGAAUGAAUUCUUCAGUCUAACGACCAAAGAUGAUAACGAGACAGCAAUUGGGCAUCUUCAGAUUUUUAUGUCAUCUUCUGCCCCUGCUGCUUUGGCAAUGCUGUAUGUUUCAACCAUUAAAGGUAAUAAGGAGUGUGCCGAGAGUUCAAUUAGGCAUUUUUUGAAUUCAUGUCGGAUUUCAUUGCCAAAGCCUUUGCAUACACAGUGUGCACCUAUAGUAUUAGAGUUUUGUAAGUUGCUUAGGGCGGUGGCUCAUGAUGACCCAUUGUAUCUCUCUUGCCGAAGUACCCUUGGGUCAUUGUUGGAGACUAUGGGAAUAUCACGUGGUUUGUCCAAGUAUAGUGGUGGGGAGGAUGUAAACGGAUUGAUUGUGAUUCAGGAUAUUUUCCCGUUCAUUAAUGAGUUAGCUAAUAGGUUGUCUAGAGAUUUGGUUUCAAGCAUGGAGUCUACUACUGCCAACGGGCCAGGUUCAAGCGAUGUUAGGGACUUCUCGGCUUUCUUGCUCCCUUUGUAUGCUACGAUCACAGAGCAUGUGGGUUUUCAGGGUCCCAUUUCUGUGCCUUUAGACAAGAGGGGUUUUAGUCAUCCAUUAUAUGUGGAGGAAAUUGAGCAACUUCAUGUUAUAUUUAGUGACUUGCUGAUAAAAAUGGAUAACUGCCUUGCCAAAAUGGAGGAUUUCUUGCCUUUAAAACCAAGUGGAGAAGGCGAGUCUUCUCGCACAGCAUGGUCUCAUUAUCUUGCCAUUUUGAAGGAACUAAAUAACAUUGCCAAGCUUUAUGAAAACGCUGAAGAACACUUUUGGGCAGUCUUGAGGCUUAGGAAGGCUUCCCUAUGUGUUCUAAUUGUUAAAUAUGCUAAGCGAAUUGAUGAUCAUCAGUGGCUUCUUCAGCAUAAAGAUGUGACUGAUUUUGAGUCCAGAAGGCAUUUGGCCAUGAUGAUGUUCCCUGAGGUUAAAGAAGAUUAUGAGGAGCUGCAUGAGAUGCUCAUUGAUCGAUCACAACUGUUGGCGGAGUCAUUCGAGUACAUAGCUCGAGCAGAUCCUGAGGCACUGCAUGGUGGUCUAUUCAUGGAAUUUAAAAAUGAGGAAGCUACUGGUCCUGGUGUCUUGCGGGAGUGGUUUUUCUUGGUCAUCCAAGCAUUAUUCGAUCAACAAAAAGCGCUUUUUGUUGCAUGUCCAAAUGAUCGGAGAAGAUUUUUUCCUAAUCCUGCAUCUAAGGUGGAUCCCAUGCACCUCGAUUAUUUUACGUUCACCGGUCGAGUUGUUGCAUUAGCUUUGAUGCAUAAAGUGCAAGUUGGCAUUGUCUUUGAUCGUGUGUUUUUCUUGCAAUUGGCUGGAAGGCAUAUUUCUUUGGAGGACAUACGAGAUGCAGAUCCAUGCUUAUAUAGUAGCUGCAAGAAGAUUCUUGAAAUGGAUGCUGAUUUUAUUGAUUCAGAUGCUUUAGGAUUAACAUUUGUCAGAGAAGUUGAGCAGUUGGGUUCAAGGAAAAUCGUGGAUCUUUGCCCUGAUGGGAAAAGCAUUUCUGUAACUAGCAAGAACAGAGAGGAAUAUGUUAAUCUUCUCAUUCGACAUCGCUUUGUGACAUCAACGUCUGACCAAGUGUCUCGUUUUGCUCGAGGUUUUGCUGAUAUUCUUUGUAACUCAGGACUCCAACCAGUCUUUUUCCAAAGUUUAGAGCUUGAAGAUCUUGAUUGGAUGCUAUAUGGAAGUGAAAGUGGUGUCUGUAUAGAAGAUUGGAAAGCACACACCGAGUACAAUGGCUACAAAGAAACGGAUCCUCAGAUAUCCUGGUUUUGGAAGAUUGUUGCAGAAAUGUCAGCAGAGCAGAGAAAGUUUCUUCUCUUCUUUUGGACUUCAGUGAAGUAUCUACCAGUUGAAGGUUUCCGUGGUUUGGCUUCAAGACUUUAUAUUUACAAGUCAUCAGAGCCAUGCGAUCGCCUGCCUUCAUCUCACACAUGCUUUUAUCGGCUGUGUUUCCCACCUUAUUCCUGCAUGAGUGUCAUGAAAGAUCGACUAAAUGUCAUCACUCAAGAACAUGUGGGUUGCAGCUUUGGCACAUGGUGAAUUACGUAGAUGCUUUGGCAGAAAAAGGGUUUAAAAUUGCACAUAGAAAGAGAUUUGUACUCAACUUGUACAGAUAGGAUGAUAUCAUUAGUUUUCAUUAGACCAUGUAAGGAGGUGUUUUAGUUAUUUAUAUGGAUCCUUUAAAAGGUUGUGAUGUCAUUGCUCUUUUUUGCCAACUGUUUAUAUAGGCUAGCUUAGAUGAUAUCGGAAUGGAAUUUCUCUUGGUUGUCUAGCAACAGCAGCUGCUUUUCAUGACCUGUAAGUACGCAGAUUAUGCAAUGACGUCCAAAUCAAUAGAAAGUUUAGAAUCUCUCUCUCUCUCUCUUCUGCCUCGGACAUUUCUUUUUUUCUUUUCAAUUGCAUAACCUUUUUUUUUCUGCCAAAUAAUCAAGUGAGAAAACUAUUUUUCUUAUUUGAGCAAAAUAACCUUUUUUGAUAUCUUGUUUAUUGUCCUACCUCUACUUUCGCCAAGGAUACGACCAUCUUAACAGCGCAACAGCGACUCCCAGCUCAAUGCAUGAAACUGCGGACUUGAUUCAAGUUAUAGUAUAAAGAAAGGCUGAUUCUACAGUACGGGAGUUCUGGUGUCAAGAGCUUUGAUAUAUUUCACUUUUUAUCUCGAAUCAUUAAUAAUGUUAACUUCGAUUCAGAUUCUUCUUUCGAAUUGCUAAUCCAAACUCUGCAGCUUUGAAUGAUUGAUUUGAUGUUCUGUGGUUGGACAUGCUAAUCUUGGGGCUCAAGAAGCAAUGCGGGUCCCAAUGAAUUCCAAUUUGCAGCCUCGGUACACUCUUUAAUUUCUUGAUCUGACCUUUUUUUUUCGUUUUUGUUCCAGCAAUUCCUCGAGCUCUGUUCCCGUCUUUCAGCCACGAACCAGCAAGUCUCAUAAAGAUUUCUCCACUAUUUUUCUUCUUUUUUUAUUUAAAAGAAAAAAAGGUUAAGAGUGGGAUUUUGAUCUUACUAAAAAUCUUACUGAUUCAUAGCUCAGGAGCAAAAAUGGCUUCAAUCAUUGAUCAUACUAAAAAGUAGUUGAUGGCAAUAUAGAAUGAACCUUCUGAAUUUUUUCUUUUAUUUAUAUUAUUUUAAUGAAAUAAUAACAGACUAUAUAAACAUGACAUAGACGACCUAGUUGAAAACACACAUCCAUUGGCAAUAAAAAAAUAAAAGAAAAGAAAAA
Messenger RNA from Manihot esculenta (cassava), 4145 nucleotides. Its product is annotated as E3 ubiquitin-protein ligase UPL5. Gene Ontology annotation, biological process: positive regulation of protein catabolic process; protein polyubiquitination; proteasome-mediated ubiquitin-dependent protein catabolic process. NCBI's taxonomy places the organism in Eukaryota, Viridiplantae, Streptophyta, Magnoliopsida, Malpighiales, Euphorbiaceae. The transcript has 4 exons. Bases 227 to 2971 code for a protein of 914 amino acids. Gene Ontology annotation, molecular function: ubiquitin-protein transferase activity; protein binding. The record is from RefSeq and is a predicted model, not a curated record.